GUGUCACAAGCACUGGCAGUUACUUCCUUGUUCAGUUUGUUUCCGAGCGAUUGGAAGGAUGAGAACAGUAACGCAUUCGAGCUUUACAGCUUUAUGCAUUUGCUUAGUCUUAAAUAUUUUAUUUUUCGAGGCAAAGGAAACGGCCGCAAAGCCACCGCAUGUUGUAUUUAUUUUGGCUGACGAUUUCGGCUGGAACGAUGUGGGGUAUCACGGAUCUGAAAUCAAAACACCAAAUCUGGACAAACUUUCCUCACAAGGAGUCAGACUGGAGAAUUAUUAUGUUCAACCGCUGUGCACACCGUCCAGAAACCAACUCAUGACCGGAAGAUAUCAGAUCCGUACAGGCAUGCAACAUCAGAUUAUUUGGCCGUGCCAGCCGUACUGCGUGCCCCUGCAAGAAAAGCUGUUGCCCCAGCUGAUGAGGGAAGCGGGCUAUGCCACACACAUGGUGGGCAAGUGGCACUUGGGCAUGUAUAAGAAAGACUGUUUUCCAACCCGGAGGGGAUUUGACUCCUACUUCGGCUACCUCACGGGAAGUGAAGACUACUUCAGUCACCAUCGCUGCUAUGUCGUACCCCCUCAGAACCUGACCCGCUGCGCCCUGGACCUCAGGGAUGGAGAGGAGGUAGCCACAGGGUACAGUGGUCACUAUUCCACCCACCUGUUCACUGAAAGAGUAACCAGCAUCAUUGUAAAACAUGACCAGCAGAAGCCCCUCUUCCUGUACGUGGCGCUGCAGUCGGUUCACGCCCCACUGCAGGUGCCCGAGAGCUACGUAGCGCCCUACGGCUUCAUCAGAGACCCGCACCGCAGGGAGUACGCGGGCAUGGUGUCGGCCAUGGACGAGGCAGUGGGCAACAUCACCCAGGCGCUGCGGGACAGGGGACUGUGGGACAACACUGUGCUGGUAUUCUCCACAGACAACGGAGGGCAGACGUUGGCCGGCGGCAACAACUGGCCUCUGAGGGGCAGGAAGUGGUCACUCUGGGAAGGAGGAGUGCGUGGCGUAGGCUUCGUGGCCAGCCCGCUGCUUGCACAUCCCGGAACUGUGAGCAGGGAGCUUAUCCACAUCUCUGAUUGGCUGCCCACUCUCGUGAGCCUGGCCGGCGGUUCCACCAAUGGCACCCUGCCUUUGGAUGGCUUUGACAUUUGGAACACCAUUAGCAAAGGGACGUCUUCGCCAAGACUGGAGCUGCUGCACAAUAUAGACCCCCUGUAUGAUGACAUCGCACCCUGUCCUGGCAGGGAGUCCAGAUUGACUUUGGCUCCGGAGCUCAGUCAAGGCCAGUGGUCUCACUCUGGCUUCAACGUGUCUGUUCACGCUGCCAUCCGCUACCAGAACUGGAAACUGCUCACUGGAUACCCAGGUUGUGACUACUGGUUCCCUCCCCCACAGCUGUCCAACAGAUCAGAGGCCAGCAAGCCAGCAUCUCCUCUGAAAUUAGUGAUGCUCUUCAACGUGGAGUCCGACCCUGAAGAGAAACAGGAAGUGUCUGAGAAACACCCGGAAGUGGUGAACUUCCUCCUCACUAGGCUGCAACACUACCAGAAGGCCUCCAAACCCAUCAUAUUCCCUGAUGAUGACCCCAGGUGUGACCCGGGGCCCAGUGGAGCCUGGGGUCCCUGGGAAUAGACCCAGAAAGAGGACGAACAAACAACGCCUUUUCAGUUAGAGAGGGGGCUGCUCCACUUCACCUUAUCUGUCUUCAGGAGGCCAUGGGAGACCGAUAAGUACAGAUUUGGGGUCAUUGGUCAUACAAUGUCAUGCAUAGUUUUUCCUCUGGCUUUUGACAUUUGGACUGAAGGUUAAAUUUGGUUUGAGUCUAUGGCUGCAUUAACAAGCUAGCUUGAGUUCAUCCAGAUUUGAAAAGCCUUUGAAGGACACGGCUAAAUGUGGAGGGUUGUGAUAGGAAGAACCUAAUGUAGGAACCUUUGUGUUGAAACGCUGUCUUUGUCAGUAUUUGAAACAGGCCUGGAUUCAAUCAUCAUUUGUCCUUAAUUUUGACCAUGAAAUGCAAGUGUUCACUUUUUUCCUCACAAACACAGUUUUGAAAGUUCAGCAAUGACCAAAAUGAACUGGAAAAAUGUGUUUCUAUUGAGAAUAAACACUUUCAUUUAUGUAAGCCAAUGUGAAAGACAUGUUGAUUUAAAACAGGCCAUACACUCUCACAGUGGUUAUUCUCAGGAUCUGACAUCUUUUUAAACUUGACUUAUUAUUGCAGAACAGAAUGGGAAUACUUGUUUUAAUGUUUGAAAGCUUUCUUGUGAGAUCUGUUAACAUUAGAGAUGCAUUAUAUGGAAAUUUUGGGGGUGAUAUCACUAAUCAACUAAUAUUUGCCUAGCCACUUUGACCCAUGCAUGUGCCAAGCUGUUUUACAUUAUAGCACAAAUGCAAAUUGCAUAUUCAUGGAAUAAGAUGAGCGCAGAUGUCAACUUCUAAAGGACAAAUGUAAGAAAUUAUAUUUGUAAAACAACAUAUUUAAAUUUUAUUAUUAUGCAGAACACGAGUCAAGAGAUCUACAGGGUAUCUGUUAGCUUUGGUUGUUAGUUUGGCUGGUAAAAAUGAUUAAUAUAAAAACAAGUUGGAGGUUGAGUACCUACUUUUUGCACAUUCAUUUUUCUUUUAAUUUUCUGAAUCAGCAGUGCAUCAAAUGCAAUACCUCUCUGGCAUGUGUAUGCUGCAUAUUGGUCAUAAUCUUAGUAUUGCGUUGAAACUAAUAAUUUCAUUAUUGGUCAUAAUAUUAAUAUUGGGCCAAAACUAAUAAUUUCAUUUGAACUAUUAUCAGUUCAUACCCCCAAAAAU
Anguilla rostrata (American eel) is the source of this 2803-nucleotide messenger RNA. It is a transcript of the gene arsb, whose product is annotated as arylsulfatase B. The transcript has 8 exons. Lineage: Eukaryota; Metazoa; Chordata; Actinopteri; Anguilliformes; Anguillidae. The record is from RefSeq and is a predicted model, not a curated record. The coding region runs from base 59 to 1633 and encodes 524 amino acids.